CCUAGAUAUAAUCAAAUUCUUCGCUGGUCACCGUUAUAUAUUCUCUUCGGUUCUCUUCUUUCCACCUACUGCAGCAGGAGAACAAAACCCCCAAAAAACUAAAACCGGGGAUUUCCGAGAAGAAGCGUCUCCCAGACGACGGGGAAAAUGGAGGUGGCGUCCUUCCCGAUUAUCAGAAUCGCAGCUAUUUGCGGGUCCCUUCGUCAAGGCUCGUUCAAUCGCGGCCUCAUCAGUUCUGCGCUGGAUUUGAGCAAGCAGGUGGUGAGCGGGAUGGAGAUCGAGUACGUGGAGAUAUGCCCUCUGCCGAUGCUGAACACCGAUCUGGAAGGACCCGGUGACAGUUUCCCCGACGCGAUUGAUGCUUUCCAUCAGAAAAUCAGGGAAGCCGACGCCGUACUCUUCGCGUCUCUGGAGUACAAUUACUCUGUCUCUGCGCCACUGAAGAAUGCGCUUGAUUGGGCGUCGAGAACUCCCAACUGCUGGGGUGGCAAGGCUGCUGCAAUUGUGAGUGCCGGGGGUGGUUUUGGCGGUGGGAGAUCACAUUACCAUCUUCGCCAGAUUGGUGUCUACCUUGACCUCCAUUUCAUCAACAAACCCGAGUUCUUCUUGAACGCAUUCGCUCCUCCUGCCAAAUUCGACAGCAACGGCAACUUGAUUGAUGCGGAGGCCACAGAAAAACUCAAAGAUGUGCUGCUCAGCCUUCGUAGUCACGCUCUUCGCCUCAAGGGUAGCUGAUAGAUCAUCUUCAACAAAAUGGCUAAUACUGCAUGUCAGAGCUUGCUACUGGAUUCAAUAUUGAUUUGAACACACGAAUAGACACAUUGUACAAUGAGCAGCUCUGUGUAUUGUGCCACUCCGGUCAGUGUAUAAUUUCAUCUUCUUUUCCUAUUCGAAAGCAGUCUGGAUUCUUCCACCCAAAAAUAAAAAGUCUCCGUUGUAUUGCAUUAUGUUUGUCCAAUCGAAUGUGUGAUUAAAUUGGUGUUUUUUGAAGGUUAAAUCUUGUAUUAAGCCCUGAUCGUCCCAAAAAAAUAGUGGUGCCUGAUUCGGGUCAAAUUGUACACAUUUUGUCCCUCAUUUUUUUGAUAGUUUGACUUCGUAUUUCAUCGUUCCUC
Linum tenue is the source of this 1112-nucleotide messenger RNA. The record is from the annotation of a GenBank genome assembly. Lineage: Eukaryota; Viridiplantae; Streptophyta; Magnoliopsida; Malpighiales; Linaceae.